UGGAUUUACUAUGGAUUAUGUACACUGAUCAGGUUGUUUAACUGCAGCAAAGACCAGGAAAGAGCCCCAAGGAUGAGGUUCUGUGCCAAAUCAAUGCUUCCAUCUCAGUGGCUGUUCCUGGCAUAUGUGUUAAUGGUGUGCUGUAAAUCGUUGUCCGCGACUAGCUACCAUCCCCGGGGGCACCCAGGCCACCACCAAGUUAAGCAAGGGACCUGUGAAGUGGUUGCAGUGCAUCUGUGUUGCAACAAGAACAGGAUUGAAGAGCUGUCUCAGACAGGCAACUGUUCUUGCCUCCCAGGGCAAGUUGCGGGUACAACACGAACUCAGCCCUCCUGUGUGGAAGCCGCCAUUGUCAUCCAGAAGUGGUGGUGUCAGAUGAGCCCUUGUCUGGAAGGAGAGGAAUGUAAAGUGCUUCCUGAUUCCUCAGGGUGGUCCUGCAGCAGUGGGAAUAAAGUCAAAACUACCAAGGUGACCCGGUAG
This is a messenger RNA of Gekko japonicus, 480 nucleotides long. RefSeq names its product family with sequence similarity 19 (chemokine (C-C motif)-like), member A4 (gene TAFA4). Gene Ontology annotation, molecular function: receptor ligand activity. Lineage: Eukaryota; Metazoa; Chordata; Lepidosauria; Squamata; Gekkonidae. The record is from RefSeq and is a predicted model, not a curated record. The transcript is spliced from 5 exons. Bases 73 to 480 code for a protein of 135 amino acids.